This is a messenger RNA of Rotaria socialis, 585 nucleotides long. NCBI's taxonomy places the organism in Eukaryota, Metazoa, Rotifera, Eurotatoria, Philodinida, Philodinidae. The record is from the annotation of a GenBank genome assembly.
AUGUUUGAUCAUCACUAUCAUGAUGAUGACGGUAAACAAUCGUCAAGUAAACUUAUCUGGCGUAUUAUAAAUGGAAUUGGCUGUUUAUUUUUUCUUUUUGCUGCUUUUGUUAAUUUAAAUGAUCACGACUGGUAUUUAUGGGUAACAAUAUAUGCGUGUACAGCUUGUUUUCUUGCUAUCGAAUUAUUUGAUUAUCGUUCAUCAUCGGUUGUUAUUAUUUAUAUGAAUGCUUUUGUUUUCUGUAUAAUUAUUGCAUUCGGCUGCCAUUUUCUAUUCAAAUAUCAAUAUGAAAAUACUAAUAAUAGCAAUAGUAUGAAAAUACAUUUUCUACACGAUGAAGAAGGACGAGAAUUAAGUGGAUUAGCUCUAGCUAGUAGUUGGCUUUUUCUAAUAUUAUUAAAUCGAUUAAUACAUUUUAAUUAUCGUUUAUCAUUUGUUUUUGUUGCAUGCGGAUUAUUUCUUACGUUGAUACCUGUUGGAAUGUGGUCGGUUUGUUUUGUAUCCGAUGAUUGGCGACAACGUUUUCCUCAAUGUCAUACUAUGAUUGCAUCUCAACAUCAUUCUCAUUUCCAUCCUACUUUAUAA